AAUAAAAAAGGAGGUGACUUUUUGAUGUGCACACAAUUUGAGUUUUGAGAGGUGCGAAAAUUUUCAAAGAAAUACGAAUAAUAGAAAAAGGGCAAGGAAGGUGUAAGGUCAUAGGACUGAGAGUGAAGAAAGUUUUAUUUGUUGUUUAUGUUGAAGAUGGAGUUUUUAAGGUUGUAGGGAGUGUGUUAUGAAUUGGUGUUGUCGUGUCUUACUGCUUCUGUGUUUAGAUCUAUCAUCAUCAUCUUCAACUUCAAACACAAAGAGGGGAUUCGAUUUUGGUGCAUGAGUCUCCGCUACUAUGCUCAUGGCGUCUGAAACGGCGUCGUCGGUGGAUGAAGAACCCUUUUCUUCUCUACAAUCAUUGCCAGGUAAGCAUCGGGUUGUUGCAGAAUUGAAGCGACUCGACCAAGACUCCAAAUUUCUUGAGGAAGAAUUGAAAGAGCUUGAGAAAUCAGAAAAUAUGUCAGCCAUAUGCACGGAUUUGCUGCAAAACAUGGAAAGUAGGCCCGAUCCACUGCUUCCUGUAAUACGUGGACCUGUAAACAUGUUAUGGGAUAGAUGGUUUGAAGGGCCUCAGGAUCCACACGCUUGUGGAUGUUGGAUACUUUGAUUUGAAGCACGCAAACUAAGUUGUCUAGCGUUACAAUAGCAUGCCACACUUACUGCAUAGGAGUGAUUCUGGAACGCGGAGAAAUGUUGGAUGGCAUUUUAUACCAGUUACAAUAAUUCUUUAAUGGUUCCCUUGUUUAUUACAUACAAGAUGUUGCUUUGAAUACAGUGUUUGUAAAAUCACAUUCAUUUACUGCAUCCAAUUGAGAAUAUCGUUAUUUUGUGCUUAUACCAGGGUACAUAUACAUUCAGAAGCUAACUGAGAAUGCCUUUGAUGAUAAGCAAAUUUGUCAAUAUGAACUUUGUAAUCCCCU
Messenger RNA from Gastrolobium bilobum, 923 nucleotides. Its product is annotated as guanine nucleotide-binding protein subunit gamma 2-like. The coding region runs from base 299 to 610 and encodes 103 amino acids. Lineage: Eukaryota; Viridiplantae; Streptophyta; Magnoliopsida; Fabales; Fabaceae. Gene Ontology annotation, biological process: G protein-coupled receptor signaling pathway. The transcript has 4 exons. The record is from RefSeq and is a predicted model, not a curated record.